AUGCGCAGAUUCACAGAACUCAUAUCAGAUAUAGGAGGAAACCCCUCCAUUGGUCGGUCCGGUCCAGACACACUAUUCGGGGGUAGUCAAGCCCCGCGAGUUACGCUUCAGAGAUUUUCUGGUCCCGGCUUCACCGGUGGUGUCAGUAGUGUUACCUUUACGUCCAGUUCCGCACGAGCUCGGCCCGAUCCUAGCCAUGGUCCCGGAUUAGGCCCUGAAGAUCCGUUUCAAAGAGUCUUUGGGAAUAUAAUGGGAGACCUAGGUCCUCCACCCAUGGGUCGCGACUCUCCAAAUGGUUCAAAUCAAACUGGUCGGGAGGGCAAUCUACGCCAGCCAGCAGAUUUUUCGCUAGCUCUAAGCCAACUAAUAGCGAGCCUCAUAAAUCCUCACACAGCUCACGGCGAUGCGGUUUAUUCUCAGGAGGCACUGGACCGCAUCAUCACGAGUCUCAUGGAGGCAAAUCCGCAGUCAAAUGCGCCAGCACCUGCUUCGGAGGAGGCUAUUGCAAAUCUACCAAAGAAGAAGUUAGACGAGGAGAUGCUAGGGCCUGAAUUGAAAGGCGAAUGCACUAUAUGUAUCGACGAGGUGAAAGUGGGGGACGAAGCUGUUGUGCUACCCUGUAAGCACUGGUUUCACGAACAGUGCGCCGUCUUAUGGUUAAAACAACACAACACGUGUCCUAUCUGCCGUGCGUCUAUCGACGGCGAGGCUGCUGGCCGUCCCGUUAAUGCAGCCUCAGAUGCACAGCCUGGCUCGUCUGGUACUUCGUCUCAGCACCGUAGACGGGAUGAUGCUCCGCCAAUAAACGAGACUCUAACUCGCCCCCGACACACACUGGAACAGCCCCGGCCAGGGUUAGAAGCCCUUCCCCUUCCAGCCGUCGCUCGGCGCAAAGCGAUAGGGCACGUGAUGGAAGAGGUUCUAUCGGCGGCCCAUUUCAUUGGAUUAGAGAUCAAUUCAGAGGAGACAGACGCUAGUCAAUAUAUACUUGCUCGAUCCUUUCAGCCUUUCGGAGUCUUUUACUGCGUUCGGAAUUAA
Molecule: messenger RNA, 1038 nt
Organism: Daldinia childiae
Lineage: Eukaryota; Fungi; Ascomycota; Sordariomycetes; Xylariales; Hypoxylaceae
Product: putative RING finger protein P32A8.03c
Exons: 3
Coding region: 1-1038 (345 amino acids)
Cellular component (GO): nucleoplasm; cytoplasm
Source: RefSeq, a predicted model, not a curated record